Messenger RNA from Candidula unifasciata, 903 nucleotides. The record is from the annotation of a GenBank genome assembly. Lineage: Eukaryota; Metazoa; Mollusca; Gastropoda; Stylommatophora; Geomitridae.
AUGUUGGAAAUUCUGCGAUACCUACCCAUAGACAAUCGCUGUCGGGUACGGAGAGUUUGCAAAACUUGGAACCGAAUUGUUUCUGACAACUCUUUGUGGAGACAUGUUGAUCUGCUCGAGUACCGUCUUGACCUACGGACAAUGUGGAAGUUUGUCAGAACUCAUUUCUCUCCAUGUUUAUUAACAAUGAAGAUACAAGGCUAUGCACAAGCAGGAAACCACAAAAGAUGGAGGGCCUUGCUGUCUGACUCCAUGCUAAAAGAACUCGCUGCUUGUUGUCCAAAUCUAUGGCUGCUUCAUCUUCACGACUGUAGAACAAACAAUCUUUCCUUUGAGAGUCUUCCUCCGUCCAUCACCUGCCUAAAAAUUGUCAGCACCAUUUGGCGGCCUCGAUGGAUAAAAGAUAAACAGAAGCAUCUGGCAAAGCUGGAACACUUGACCCUAGAUAAGUCUGUGCGAGUGGAUGCCUAUGAUUUGGAGGAUAUUGCUUUCUGGAAGAACUUGAAGCGUCUGUCUCUCAUGGGUUGUUCUAGAAUUGGAAAAACACAUGUCGAAACCUUUGCUUAUAAUUUCACAGAGUUAGAGCUGCUAAAUCUGAGUGGUACUAACAUAAAUCAUUCUGCUCUCCAUGACAUUGCUCAUUACUUGAAGAAGCUGAAGGAACUAUACCUUGCUGGAAUCCAGUCAGUCAAUGAUGAAAUUGUUGCUUGUAUCGCCGAGGGACUUCCUGUUUUAAACAAGCUGGACCUUUCAUAUUGCGAAUUUGUCUCCCUAGAGGGACUAGAAUCACUGUGUGAUAGCAGACUUGCAGUACUGAUUUUCAAACACUUUCCUGCAUUGUCUGAGAAAGAUGUACAGGGUUUUAGAACUUCUUUCCCUGCAAAUUUUAUUUUAAUAAUUUAG